Molecule: messenger RNA, 3529 nt
Organism: Pseudophryne corroboree (corroboree frog)
Lineage: Eukaryota; Metazoa; Chordata; Amphibia; Anura; Myobatrachidae
Gene: SFRP5
Product: secreted frizzled related protein 5
Exons: 3
Coding region: 262-1209 (315 amino acids)
Biological process (GO): canonical Wnt signaling pathway; non-canonical Wnt signaling pathway
Molecular function (GO): Wnt-protein binding
Source: RefSeq, a predicted model, not a curated record
ACAAGCUCCAGCUGUCUCCUCCUGCAGCUGCAGAGGGCAGAGAGAGAGAGAGAGAGAGAGAGAGAGGGAGAGGGAGAGAGAGAGAGAGGGACAUACACUAGGAAAGGAGUAACGAGAAAAGGAUAACUUUUUUGUUCCAAUGUUUUUUUCCCUCGUUAUACUUUGACUUCCUCCUGGAAUUGUAACAGAAAGCAGAAGUUCUCUUCGGACACAUUGAUGAAUUAAGUUUAAAGAACUGUUUCUGCCAGUUCUGGUGCAGCCAUGCGGUUCCAGCUGAACACUGCGGCUUGUGUCAACUCUUUGCUCUUCGGGUUGAUCCUCUGGAGUUCCGCAGAAGAGUACGACUAUUACAGCUGGCAGUCCGACAACUUUCAGAACGGGCGCUUUUACACCAAGCAGAGCCAAUGCGUGGACAUCCCCCAAGAUCUCCACCUGUGCCAUAACGUGGGCUACAAGAAGAUGCGGUUGCCCAACUUACUUGACCACGAGACAAUGCCGGAGGUGAAGCAGCAAGCCAGCAGCUGGGUGCCCCUGUUGGCGAAGCGAUGCCAUAGGGAUACCCAACUCUUCCUGUGCUCCCUGUUUGCACCCAUUUGCUUGGAGAGACCUAUUUACCCCUGCCGCUCACUGUGCGAGGUAGUGCGUGACAGCUGCGCACCAGUAAUGGAGUCUUACGGUUUUCCUUGGCCGGAGAUGCUGAACUGUAAUAAAUUCCCUCUCGAUAAUGACCUCUGUAUUACUGUUCAGUUUGGUAGCAAGCAAGUCACUCAGCCACCAGUAACCAAGAUCUGCACUCAGUGUGAAAUUGAGCAAAAAUCAGAGACCAUGAGGGUUCAGUAUUGUGCGAGUGAUUUUGUUCUGCGGAUGCGGAUUAAAGAGGUGAAGAUCGAGAACGGAGACCGAAAGCUCAUAGCAGCCCAAAAGAAGAAGAAAGUUCUAAAGGCAGGAAAACUGAAGAGGAAAGAAUUCCGCAAGCUGGUCUUGUACAUUAAGAACGCGGCAGGAUGCCCGUGCCCCCAACUUGACAACCUGAGCGGCAGUUUCCUUAUUAUGGGUCGAAAGGUGGACAAUAAGCUUUUGCUCACCGCCAUCUACAAGUGGGACAAGAAAAGUAAAGACAUGAAGUAUGCAGUGAACUUCAUGUUCUCCUACCCAUGUUCUGACACUACUUCUCAUGGUGCCGGCUCACACAUGGGAUCCUUCCGCUAAGACCCAUAGCUAGAGAACUUUAUCAUGAUGCCCUCACCCAGCCUUACCAAAACGGACUUUAUAUUUUAGCAAUAGCAGUAACAUAGCAUACUCUGAGCUUAAAAUUCAAUAAAGAUUACUAGGGUAGUCAUACUGAGCAUCGGAGAGGGUGAAGGACGUGAUGGAUACUGGAUGGGAGAUAGCAAAUGGGGAGAGAGCGGGCUGAGGAUGCAGAGCUUCAUUUGAAGGACACAUGAGAAAACACAAAGUUUAUGGCUUCAGAACGGAACUGGAACAAUACAUUUCUAAGUCUAACAUUAUCGCAGUUGUUCAAAGCAGUAGUUUAUCAUUCCCUUAGGCAACACGCAUUAGGACUAAAGCCGCCUCUGGUAAAAGAAUCAUAAAGCAUGUACAGUACAGGAACGUUCGCUGGUUCGUGACUAGGCAGCAGCACUCUGUAGACUUAUACUCUGUGUGAUGUGAAGUUAGCAUGCCAGAAAACCUCUCCACAUAUAUUAUAAAUGUAUAUUGUUCCCCCAAAGACAUAUAUAUGAUUUUUUAAUAAGUUUUUAACUUCUAUGGCACGAUUCUACUGUGAAAAACCCCCCAAACAUUUAAACUUAGCAACAGGAAAGGUUUGUAUAUUUCUGCAGUUAAAGUCAAAGAAGAAUAUCAAUUUAUUUGGAUGAAAGUGUAUCUAGCUAUAUAGUAGACCGGUUGAGCCAGAAACUUGUCCAGACAUGGACAAGGAUCUGACAGAGCAGGUCAGCUAGUGAUAUCAUGGAUCUGGCAGAGCAGGUCAGCUAGUGACAUGUGACAGAGCAGGUCAACUAGUGCUAUCAUGGAUGUGACAGAGCAGGUCAGCUAGGGACAUGAUGGAUCUGACAGAGCAGGUCAGCUAGCGACAUCAUUGAUGUAACAGAGCAGGUCAGCUAGUGAUAUCAUGAAUGUGACAGAGCAGGUCAACUAGUGACAUCAUGGAUCUGACAGAGCAGGUCAGCUAGUGACAUCAUGGAUGUGAUGGAGCAGGUCAGCUAAUGACAUCAUGGAUCUUACAGAGCAGGUCAGCUAGUAACAUGGGACUGACAGAGCAGGUCAGCUAGUAACAUGGGACUGACAGAGCAGGUCAGCUAGUUACAUGGAUCUGACAGAGCAGGUCAGCUAGUAAUAUGGGUCUGACAGAGCAGGUCAGCUAGUAACAUGGGUCUGGCAGAGAAGGUCAGCUAGUAAGAUGGGUCUGGCAGAGCAUGUCAGCUAGUAACAUGGGUCUGGCAGAGCAUGUCAGCUAGUAACAUGGGUCUGGCAGAGAAGGUCAGCUAGUAACAUGGGUCUGACAGAGCAGAUCAGCUAGUAGCAUGGGUCUGACACAGAGCAGAUCAGCUAGUAACAUUGAUCUGACAGAGCAGUUCAACUAGUAACAUGGGUCUUACAGAGCAGGUCAGCUAGUAACAUCGGUUUGGCAGAGCAGGUCAGCUAGUAAGAUGGGUCUGACAUACUGAGUCAGCUAGUAACAUGGGUCUGACAGAGGUGGUCAGAUAGUAACAUGGGUCUGAUAGAGCAGGUCAGCUAGUAACAUGGGUCUGACAGAGCAGGUCAGCUAGUAACAUGGGUCUUACAGACAGAGUCGGAUUGUAACAUGGGUCUGACAGAGCAGGACAGCUAGUAACAUGGGUCUGACAGAGAAGGUCAGCUAGUAACAUGGGUCUGAUAGAGCAGGUCAGCUAGUAACAUGGGUCUGACAGAGCAGGUCAGCUAGUAACAUGGGUCUGAUAGAGCAGGUCAGCUAGUAACAUGGGUCUGACAGAGCAGGUCAGGUAGUAACAUGGGUCUGACAGAGCAGGUCAGCUAGUAACAUGGGUCUAACAGACAGAGCCAGGUAGGCACAUGGGUCUGACAGAGCAGGUCAGCUAGUAACAUGGAUCUGAUAGAGCAGGUCAGCUAGUAACAUGGGUCUGACAGAGCAGGUCAGGUAGUAACAUGGGUCUGACAGAGCAGGUCAGCUAGUAACAUGGGUCUGACAGACAGAGUCAGGUAGUAACAUGGGCCUGACAGAGCAGCUCAGCUAGUAACAUGGAUCUGAUAGAGCAGUCAGCUAGUAACAUGGAUCUGUCAGAGAAGGUCAGCUAGUAACAUGGGUCUGACAGACAGAGUCAGCUAGUAACAUGGGUCUGACAGAGCAGGUCAGCUCAAUAUGGAGAUACAAUAAUUUAGGCUUUAUCCAGUUAAAGUGUCCCAAGGUUACUCACAUGAGCAAUGGGAUUUUAUGCUCGGUCUUCGGACACAGCUGCAGAUCACAGAAACCAGCAAAACGUCUACUUACAGAAGACGCUACCUCCACAGG